Letharia columbiana is the source of this 1143-nucleotide messenger RNA. RefSeq lists its product as uncharacterized. The transcript has a single exon. Lineage: Eukaryota; Fungi; Ascomycota; Lecanoromycetes; Lecanorales; Parmeliaceae. The record is from RefSeq and is a predicted model, not a curated record. The coding region runs from base 1 to 1143 and encodes 380 amino acids.
AUGAAGUUGCUCAUCUCAUAUUCCAUCAUCAGUGCCGUAGCAAUCCUGUUCUACAGCAGCUCCUUUUGGUCUCAAUUGACAAGUCUCCUACAUCAGACCCCACUCGCUUCCUUCCUCUCUACAACCCAGAACCCUUCAAACGGGCCUUCAAGAAGGGCAUCUUCUAAUUCCACAUCCUUCUUCGGGCUACCUCUCGUUCCACCCACCUUCUUCGCUCCGAACAAACCUAGAAACAUGACGGUACCACGGGCUAUACGCCAGGCAUUUCUGGCAAUUGAGCAGUCGGAAGGUGCUGGAGCCCGCGUUCGACGUUCAAUUGGUACACCGAAGUUACGAAACUUCUCCCCAUUCCUAAUGCUCGAUCACUUCUCCGUUGCACCAGGUGCAGGUUUCCCAGAUCAUCCUCAUCGUGGACAAGAGACUAUCACAUACUUGCUCAAUGGAGCAGUGGAUCAUGAGGACUUUGCUGGAAAUGCAGGUACGAUUGAAGCCGGAGACCUCCAGUUCAUGACAGCUGGACGUGGUAUAAUGCACGCCGAGAUGCCAAGACAGAAUCCUGACGGAAGCGCGAAUGUGGGAAUGCAACUUUGGGUCGACCUACCAGAGAAAUUGAAGACAUGCGAGCCUCGAUACCGCGAUCUCAGAGCAGCUGAGAUUCCCACAAUCAAGGUUGACGAUGGCAAUGUAACCAUCAAAAUCAUCUCAGGCCAGUCCCACGGCACAGACAGUGUCCAAGAACUAGCCUACACGCCCGUCUGGAUCUUCGAUAUCACAAUCGCCCCUGGCGGAAAAGUCACCCAACCCCUCCCUGUCGGCUGGAACGCCUUCGCCUACACCCUUGCCGGCUCCACCGCCUUUGGUGUCGGCAAAGAUCAGACCACGGUUGGCCAGUACCACAAUGUCGUUUUCGAGCAAAAAGGCGAUUCUGUGUCCGCAGAGGUUGCGAAGGAAGCGAAUGAGAAUGGGCAGUUCAUACUUGUUGCAGGACUACCAUUGGAUCAGAAGGUGGUGCAGUAUGGGCCGUUUGUCCUGAAUACGCAGGAGGAGGUUUAUCAGGCUAUGCUUGAUUAUCAGAGUCAUCAGAAUGGCUUUGAGAGGGCAAAGGGAUGGCAGAGCGAGAUUGGGAAGAGCAUGGUUCAUUGA